Erinaceus europaeus (western European hedgehog) is the source of this 2175-nucleotide messenger RNA. It is a transcript of the gene DEF6, whose product is annotated as DEF6 guanine nucleotide exchange factor. The transcript is spliced from 10 exons. The record is from RefSeq and is a predicted model, not a curated record. NCBI's taxonomy places the organism in Eukaryota, Metazoa, Chordata, Mammalia, Eulipotyphla, Erinaceidae. The coding region runs from base 129 to 1820 and encodes 563 amino acids. Gene Ontology annotation, cellular component: cytoplasm; nucleus.
AAAUUGUUUGUUUGUCUCAGGUGCUGUCCCACAACCUGUACACAGUCCUGCACAUCCCCCAUGACCCUGUGGCCCUGGAGGAGCACUUCCGAGAUGACGACGAUGGCCCUGUGUCCAGCCAGGGAUACAUGCCCUACCUCAACAAGUACAUCCUGGACAAGGUGGAGGAGGGGGCUUUCAUUAAGGAGCACUUUGAUGAGCUGUGCUGGACCCUGACGGCCAAGAAGAACUAUCGGGUGGAUAGCAACGGGAACAGCAUGCUCUCCAAUCAGGACGCCUUCCGCCUCUGGUGCCUCUUCAACUUCCUGUCUGAGGACAAGUACCCUCUGAUCAUGGUUCCUGAUGAGGUGGAAUACCUGCUGAAGAAGGUGCUUAGCAGCAUGAGCCUGGAAGUAGGCUUGGGUGAGCUGGAGGAGCUGUUGGCGCAGGAGGCUCAGGCAGCCCAGACCACUGGAGGUCUCAGCGUCUGGCAGUUCCUGGAGCUCUUCAACUCGGGCCGCUGUCUUCGAGGAGUGGGUCGGGAGACCCUCAGCAUGGCCAUCCACGAGGUCUACCAGGAGCUCAUCCAAGAUGUCCUGAAACAGGGCUAUCUGUGGAAACGAGGGCACCUGAGGAGGAACUGGACUGAGCGAUGGUUCCAGCUGCAGCCCAGCAGUCUCUGCUAUUUUGGAAGUGAAGAGUGCAAAGAGAAAAGGGGUACUAUCCCGCUAGAUGCACAGUGCUGCGUGGAGGUGCUCCCUGAUAGAGAAGGAAAACGCUGCAUGUUUUGUGUGAAGACUGCCUCUCGCACAUAUGAAAUGAGUGCCUCUGACACUCGCCAGCGCCAGGAGUGGACCACUGCUAUCCAGACAGCGAUCCGGCUACAGGCAGAGGGGAAGACGUCGCUGCACAAGGACCUGAAACAGAAGCGGCGGGAGCAGCGCGAGCAGCGGGAGCGGCGGCGGGCAGCCAAGGAGGAGGAGCUGGUGCGGCUGCAGCAGCUGCAAGAAGAAAAGGAGCGGAAGUUGCAGGAGCUGGAGCUGCUGCAGGAGGCGCAGAGGCAGGCCGAGCGCCUGCUGCAGGAGGAGGAGGAGCGGCGCCGCAGCCAGCACCGGGAGCUGCAGGAAGCGCUGGAAGGCCAACUGCGAGAAGCGGAGCAGGCCAGGGCCUCCAUGCAGGCUGAAAUGGAGCUAAAGAAGGAAGAGGCCGCCAGGCAGCGGCAACGCAUCAAAGAGCUGGAGGAAAUGCAACAUCGACUUCAGGAGGCCCUGCAGUUGGAGGUGAAAGCUCGGCGGGAUGAAGAGGCUGUGCGCCUAGCCCAGACCAGACUGCUGGAGGAAGAAGAGGAGAAGCUGAAGGAGUUGAUGCAGCUGAAGGAGGAGCAGGAGCGCUACAUUGAGCGGGCACAGCAGGAGAAGCAAGAGCUGCAGCAGGAAAUGGCUCUCCAGAGCCGCUCCCUGCAGCAGGCCCAGCAGCAGCUGGAGGAGGUGCGGCAGAACCGGCAGAGGGCUGAUGAGGACGUGGAGGCUGCCCAGAGGAAGUUGCGCCAGGCAAGCACCAACGUGAAACACUGGAAUGUCCAGAUGAACCGGCUCAUGCAUCCAAUUGAGCCUGGAGAUAAGCGUCCUGCUAGCAGCAGCUCCUUCACAGGCUUCCAGCCCCCUCUGCUUGCCCGCCACGACUCCUCCCUUAAGCGCAUGACUCGCUGGGGGUCCCAGGGUCACAGGACCCCUUCACCCAGCAGCAGUGAGCUUCAGAAGUCCCUCAAUGGUGGGGAUGAGGCUUCCACACCAGCUUCCACCCCUCAGGAAGAUAAACUGGACCCUGCACCAGAAAAUUAGCCUCUGUUAACCUAUUAUCACCUCAACCUCCUGCCCACCAGGACCUGGCCACAGCUGGCCUGUGGGUAACACCAGUCCCAGUGAAAGAGGGAGCUGGAGUCCUGGUGCCAAGGGGCUGAUCAUGUCAUAUUCCAGAAUGGAACCUGGUUCGAUUUUUGCAGCAGCUCCAACCCUGAUCAGACCACUGGGGCUGUCUGGGAUGCUGAUCUUUAAGAACUUGACUCUGUGCCUUAACCCCAAGGACCUGUGGUAAGAAAAAGACUAAACGACCAAAUUAGGGGCCACCUAUCUCCAGACUGCCAACAAGUUGUGAAGGUACAUUUCCAAAUAAAAACUAUUCUUGAUAUGAAUUAUU